Closterium sp. NIES-67 is the source of this 1932-nucleotide messenger RNA. The record is from the annotation of a GenBank genome assembly. Lineage: Eukaryota; Viridiplantae; Streptophyta; Zygnematophyceae; Desmidiales; Closteriaceae.
UUCUGCUGGAGCAAGCGUUAGUGCCCGUUAUUUGCGGGAACCGUCGUCUGAUCCGCGCACUCCUGCUAAUAGGAUGCUACUACCAAGCGUCUGUGAUAAUGUCCUGGUCUAGUGUAGCAUCUGAAUCCUCGCUCCAGUCGUAUCUUAUUGUCAAAUCGUCUAGACGUGCGACGUCGCUGCACUGUCACGUUCGGAACUGUAACUUAUAGUAGGCUCCUCUUCCGUCAACCAUCUCCUGCUGCUCCUGCUUCCGCCUUUCGCUGCUUCGCCACUCGACAGGCCGCUCAAUUUCUCGCAGUCAGUUCUAGACGAGCCGUCCCGGUGCCAUGUAUUGGCUUCGUCUGCCAGUCCUUGGCGCUAGGAGGCUAGCAGUCGGGCUGGCCUUGUGGCUCGCCGUCACUUGCGUCGUCAUUCGCGCGCAUUCCCACGCGGAGACGGGGCCCGGAAUCCCGCACCCGUUCGACUUCGCGUUUCCGGACCACCUGUGCGGGUCGCUGCGGGAGACGUACAUGGCCAUCAACGACCGCGUGCGUGCCGCCUGCAAGGAAGAGGCGCAAGCAGCCGCCGCUGCCGGCACACCUGUCUCCGCCACUCCUGCUGCUGCCGGUUCGUCCGCUGCUGCUGCCCCUCCGUCCGCUGCUCCCCCCUCUGCCUCCCCUGCAGCUGCCACCACCCCUGUCUCGUCCGUCCCCUCGCGGUGCCGCACGCUGAUCUUUGACUCGGGGCACGACGGGUUUGGCGACACGGUGUUCGGGAUGGCGUCCACGUUCGCCGUGGCGCUUCUGGACGAGCGAGCCUUCCUCAUGCGCCAGGAAUGGCUGCCGUACGCCUUCGAACCCGCCACCUUCGACUGGCGCGUCACCGACGACAUCCCCCUCUCCACCUACUCGCCGCAAAUCACGGAUGAGAACAAUCCUCCGAACGCGUCGUACGCCCGGCUGAGCCUGUACAACAAAAACACGGAUAUAGAGCAAUUCUUUAAGAAGCUGGAGAAGAUAUCGCAUAUCGGGGUGGUGUGGAACCGCGGGAUUCUGUUCAAUCUGCUGACGAAGGGGAGGGGCGCGUGGGCGGAUCGGUUCAGAGGCGUCGGGCUGACCCCGCCGUACGCCUUCGCCUGCAUCAUGCGCUUCCUGCUGCGCCCCAAGCCGGAAGUAUGGCAGCUAAUGCGGGACAUAGGGGGGCAGGUGCACCCUCCCCACAGCAUCAGCAUUGGCAUUCACACGCGCGUGAGGGACCUCAAAGUAUGGGAGCAUUCCACCAAGAUGGGUGUACCCAAGGUGCUCAACGCAUCUGAAGUCGAGGAACUCUAUAUCGAGAACAAGAAGGCGUUCGAGUGUGCACAGGAGUUGGAGCGGUGGUGGAGUCCAUCCUCUCUGAAGAUCAGGUGGUUCUUCAUGUGCAACUCCGCUCAGCUUAAGACAACUGUUCACGAUAAAUUCCCCGACAAGGUGGUGGUCACGAGUUUUGUCCCGCGGCACGUGGCGAUCAGCAAGGACCCCAACUCCAGCACGCACGCGGCGGACCCGGCGUGGUACCAGGAGACGGUGGCGGAGUGGCUGCUGCUGGCGUCCACGGACCUGCUGGUCAUCCCCGAGUCGGGCUUCUCGCGCUCCGCAGUCAUGUACUCCAUGCGCCCGGGGGCCGUCUUCAUGCCGCACAAGUGCACGCCCGAUGCGCCCGUGCCCGUUACUGAGUUGGCUACUGCUGGCUGUGGAGUGUGAUGCAACACGUUCAGGGUCUGUUGUAACACGGGUAUGAAGUGUAGAUGGUUUACUGCACUGCUUCGACAUAGAACCCUGGCAGAACUUACAUGUGUGUGCAGUGUGCACUCGCUGCUUUGUCUGUAUGCCAUGGGCCUUGUUGUAUGAUUGAAGUUGAUUAGGGAGUGUUCCUAAACCUUGGCCUCGGACCAACGACCUGUUGUGGUAAAUG